UGAAGAUUGAAGAAAGGCUGUGAAGAAACUAGAAAGACUAUUAUAUCGUUGUUAAAGAUGUCCCUUACUCCGUUACUGUCCUUAUUUUUUGUGUGCUUCAGCCUUCUCUUUUAUUCAGUGGAUUCUUGUUCAACAGUAUCUAGAUCAGGUGUAUCACUAACUGGAGUAUGUCCUAAUGAUACUUUUACUGUACCCAUUGGAACAACACUAACUUAUGAGUGUUCUUACAACUUUUCUUCAGGAUAUUAUCCAUUUUGGAAUGUUAGUGGAACCGAACUGGCUGGUGGUGUUUUCAGACCACCUGGAAUAAGUGAGUAUGUGUUCGAUGGCAAUAUUGGAAAAGCUACUAUAACUAUUUUAACUAAUGGAAAUAUCACAAUGUACAUACAGUGUGGAUUAAGAGGAACAGGACAAAAUAUGGAUCUAACCUCUCGAGUGAGGUUUAUUGAGACAGAAGUAGUUACCUUUGGUCCUCCUUCUUCAUUAUCCCACAAGUUAAGAGAGAAUGAUACUGUUAAGUUGUCAUGGUUACCUCCUCUAGAAGCGCCCAUACCAUUAUUCACAUAUAGUAUAAUAAUAAUGGAGUCAACUACUAAUUUACCAGUAACUGAUAUUAACAUUACUAACAAUACAUAUGUAAUAAUAUCACCUGCUAAUAUAGCUAAUUAUACUGAAUGUACUUCAUAUCAAUGGGGAGUAAGAGCAGCUGCUAGUUUAAGUUAUGGAUUUACUAAUAUAACAAUGGCAAAUGAAAAUUUCACUUUAAUUUCAGGUCCUAAAAUAUCUGAUGAAUUGACUGUUAUUGAUGAUAAUUAUACCAUUGAGUUCAAUGCUACAGCUCCAUGUGAUAUUGAUCUAUUAAACAACUACACGUAUACUUUACUACAAAGAGAUUACUGUCAGACAGAACUCAAUUCAUCACAACUUAAUAUCAGUAUACCACUUGAUGAUAAUGUUGUUCUACCUAAUACAAUGAUACCAAUCAGUGUUAACAUUGAAUCAUUGAUUCAUGAUUCAACGUGGUUAGUUGCUGUUAGUGUAUCAAACAGGUUUGGUUCAGAUACUACAGACUAUACAAACAUUACAAACAAUAAAACUAACAUAGAGCAGUGUUACUCAGAGCCUAUUUCAUCACUGUCAACUGCAAUAAUGCUUUCAAAAACAGUUACUCCUUCUCCAAGUCCAAUAUCAUCAAUUUAUAGAUCUAAGUCUGGUUCUAUUCAAACUUCAAUGGACUGCACUGCAGUUAUUAUCACUAGUACAGUAUACAUCACUACAACACCUUCAACUAAUGUCAUUCCCAUUGUUAUUGUUACUAUAGCAACAGUUAUGAUAUUACUGAUAGUAGUAAUAAUACUACUCAUUUUCAUGAUACUUUUAUGCUAUAAAAGAUCUGAUAUAGCUGGAAAUAGAUGUACUUCAAAUCAGAAUGUCACUGUACCACUUGAGGUCUGUCCUGCAUAUGAUGAUAUUUCAAGACUGAAUACUGCAAACUGUGAAGCAUAUGGCAAAAGAGAUACAUUUAUAACUGCAGAAUAUGAAACUGUAAAUGUUAAUUAGCUAGUUUUUAAUUU
Messenger RNA from Amphimedon queenslandica, 1574 nucleotides. RefSeq lists its product as uncharacterized. The coding region runs from base 58 to 1560 and encodes 500 amino acids. The record is from RefSeq and is a predicted model, not a curated record. Gene Ontology annotation, molecular function: protein binding. The transcript is spliced from 7 exons. NCBI's taxonomy places the organism in Eukaryota, Metazoa, Porifera, Demospongiae, Haplosclerida, Niphatidae.